This is a messenger RNA of Trichoderma asperellum CBS 433.97, 832 nucleotides long. Lineage: Eukaryota; Fungi; Ascomycota; Sordariomycetes; Hypocreales; Hypocreaceae. The record is from RefSeq and is a predicted model, not a curated record.
GAGGCAGCUCUACGCCAGAAUCGGCCGCGAGCCCGACACGAACUGCCAGCCGCAAAUGGCUACAUACCACGUCGCUUUGCGCGGUAUCGUCAAUUCUCGCACAGUAAUGUGGCUCAGAAACCCCACGGCUUGACGCACAACCCCCGCAUCAUCUCCUGCUGAGGUCUUUCGACAGCGACGGCCCAUGACCACGAAAAUAAAAGGGCCCUGGGCCAAAGGAAGCAGCUCUUCGUAAUUGAGGAGAUGGGCUGCCCGUCGAGCUGCAACUGACGACCCAAUCACCAGAAGGGCUGCGAGAAUGACGCCACACUUGUAAGCGGUUCAGCCGACACGUCCGUUGCAUGCUGCAUGUUGAAGCCCUUCCCAAAGCGUCCUCGUCACUUCGAUCCAGAGGCCGCGAUGUAUAUUGCCAGGCACAUUCAUGCGCAGGUUAGGUAGGGCGUUUCGCAAAGAGGCGGCCAAUUGGAGGCGCAUGCGUAAGCCAUCCAACAGGCACAGGUCGCGAAUGAGAGCCAGGCGUUUCGCCUCGCCGUUGCACGUCUCGAAAAAGAAGCCACAGGCCGUGGAGGUGCGGGACGGGAAGUCCACGGGUCAACGUCGGCUGGAAGCUGCCGUGGAACGCAGCGCCUUGAGCCUCAGGCAUGUCCGAGUCGUGCUCGUCGACGGCGCAUCUUGGCUCCCGUCGGCGGUGAGAGUCAGAGCCGUGCAUGAGCAGCCAAAUGGCGCCAGAACGGGCCAUCAACAGCCCUUUUCGGCCACGGUAGAUAACGAUGGGCUGCGGAGCUGUGCUCCGUGCUGUGCUCUUGGUCUUGAAACUACGCGCCCUGCAGCA